AUGGGCGGCAAGAUUGAUGCUUACAUAGACAUUGCAUCGCUGUAUAGUUAUAUCGCCUUCACUCAUAUUAUCAACAACCAGGAACUUCUCGCAGCCCACGGAGUCCAAAUAGAGAUUCACCCUGUUCUCCUUGGCGCCAUCAACGCUGCUUCAGGAAACAAACCACCAUGGACACUCCCAGCUAAGGCAGAGUACGGCACCUUUGACGCCCGCCGCUCCUCCGCCCGAGCAGGCAAGCCCGGCAUCACCACGCCCGAAAGCUUCAUGGAGCGAAGCAUGACAGUCGCCCCCCUCCGCGCCCUGCACUUCAUCAAAGCAAACUACCCAGACGCCACGUACCAGACGGCGUGGCACUGGUUCCUCCACUGCUUCUGGGAGCCGCCCAACCUCAACCUCACGAAGCCCGACGUCCUGGCCAAAGCGAUUGCGGACGCGCCCAAGCAGUACCCGCCUCCCGCCAGCGGCAGCAACACGCAGGAGAGACUGUUCAGCGAGGCGGACGUCAAGAGGAUUUUGCAAGGAGCAGGGUCGCAGGAGAUUAAGGACUCGGUCAAGACUAAGACGCAGGAGGCGAUUGAUCAUGGUGCGUUUGGCGCGCCGUGGUUUUGGGCUGUGAAUGAGCAGGGUAAGGGCGAGCCGUUUUUCGGGAGCGAUAGGUUUCACUUCAUUUACGAGUACCUGGGCGUCCCUUACCAGGACGUUGCCAUCUUGCCGCCUGGAGGCAAGGCGACUGCAAAGCUGUAG
Molecule: messenger RNA, 744 nt
Organism: Colletotrichum paranaense
Lineage: Eukaryota; Fungi; Ascomycota; Sordariomycetes; Glomerellales; Glomerellaceae
Product: DSBA-like thioredoxin domain-containing protein
Exons: 4
Coding region: 1-744 (247 amino acids)
Biological process (GO): glutathione metabolic process
Cellular component (GO): peroxisome; mitochondrion
Molecular function (GO): glutathione peroxidase activity; glutathione transferase activity
Source: RefSeq, a predicted model, not a curated record